Molecule: messenger RNA, 1623 nt
Organism: Microdochium trichocladiopsis
Lineage: Eukaryota; Fungi; Ascomycota; Sordariomycetes; Xylariales; Microdochiaceae
Product: SGS domain-containing protein
Exons: 2
Coding region: 1-1623 (540 amino acids)
Biological process (GO): protein stabilization
Molecular function (GO): protein-folding chaperone binding
Source: RefSeq, a predicted model, not a curated record
AUGCCAUCGGCAAGUGUGCUCGCCGAUCAAGGCGUCAAGGCUGUACAAGCGGGCCGCUACCAGGAAGGCAUUGAGAAGCUCACCGAGGCGCUCAAGGAGCGGCCAGCACCGCUGUGGCUCCUUGAGCGCUCCAAGGCAUACCUGCGUACAAAGGACUUUGAACUCGCCAUGUGGGAUGCCGAGAAGGCGCUCCGGGUGGCCUUUGACCGCGCGAACCGUGACCAGAUCAUCGAGGCCCAGAUCCGGCGGGCGGUGACGUACUUCCGCAUGGGUCAGUACGCGGACGCAGACGUCUGCGCGGCGUGGGCUAUUCGACUGAUCGAGGGUGCCCGUGCCACCGAGGAUGACGGUCAGCUAGGCAAGGUCGAUGCGAAUGGCGACUACCUUGUCACGGCUCAGGAGGUCACCGAGGCGCAAAAGCCCGACGAUAAGGAAGGCGGGCUUGCAUCUGCGAUGGCACAACAGGGGGGCAACCGGUCCAAGGCUGUUUCCAUGAAGAACCAGGCCUUCUCAUGGCGUCUGCAGGCCCUGACGCAAAUGGCCGGUCUCGAGGCUGGCGCUCCAGGAAGGAAGAUCACGAUUUCUGCAAAGUAUUCCACGCCUUCGAAGGAGCCGCCUGUCAAGAAGAGAGUGGAAGAGGUCACGGAGCAAAAGACGAGUUCGCAACCAACAACUGCACCCACAGCCCAGGUACAACAGACACCGGCUCAACCCUCUGGCCCCACGACUGGCAAGGAGGGGUGGGAGAACCUGUGGAGUCAGUUCCGUGCCGUGCACGGCAAGAAGGAUAUCAGGUCGAGCUUCUAUCAGUCGGAUCGGACGUUGAAUGUGGACUUUUUUGUGAAGAACGUGGACAAGGACAGCUUGCAGGUUGACGCAGACCUGGACAGCGUCACUCUAAGUCCGGUUCCUGGCGUUGGUCAGAUCACUUUGCUGCUUCACGACAAGAUCAAUCCGUCAGAGACCAAGUUCACCGUCAAGUCAAUGAAGAUUGAGCUCGUGCUCACCAAAGAGACGCCUGGCAAGUGGCCCAUCCUGCGCAAGCAGAACGCCGAGCUGUUUGACAAUCUCGCUCUCGGCACGAACCCGACCUUCAACCAGUUCCACACUCUUCUUACCAAGCAGAAUUUCAAGGAGCCACAAGACGUGAUUCCCAGCUUUGGCUCAGCUUCAGCAGAACAGUGGGCCCAGGACCUCGCAAGCAAGCUCAAAGAAGCCGUCUCCGGGACCACGCUCUCUUCCCCGGAUGCUACAAAGACAAUCACCGCUGCGUCUCCCGCUCAGAGCACAGCUCCGACAGCCGUUCCCACGGCCGGCCUAUCCAAGGCCGCAAGCACAUCUGCAUCUGGACCAGCUUCGAAGGGUCCUGCCUAUCCGACGUCUUCAAAGCGCGGUCCGACUAACUGGGACAAGAUUGACGAUGAGGAAGGCGAGGAGAAAAGCGAGGACGUGAAUGCUUUCUUCCAGCAGGUCUACAAGAACGCGGAUGACGACACGCGGCGGGCCAUGAUGAAGAGCUACAUUGAGAGCAAUGGCACGGCACUCAGCACGGAUUGGACCGAGACGAAGACGAAAAAGUAUGAGACGAUACCCCCGGACGGCGCGGAAGCCAAGAAAUGGUGA